This is a messenger RNA of Triticum urartu, 1775 nucleotides long. Its product is annotated as lysine histidine transporter 2. The record is from RefSeq and is a predicted model, not a curated record. Lineage: Eukaryota; Viridiplantae; Streptophyta; Magnoliopsida; Poales; Poaceae.
GGCCCCGACGCUCUCAACAUCUCUUUCGCUCCCCCUCUCUCUCUGUGUACAUCCUCCUCUCACACAUCUCCCUCUGCUACUCUCCAUUGCUCAAGACAAGGCCGGCCGGCAGAACAUGGGGACGCAGGCAGCGGAGAACUUCGAACCGCCGGCCAAGGAUGUCAGGACGGAUGAGCAGAAGAAGAUCGACGACUGGCUCCCUAUCACGUCGUCGAGGAACGCCAAGUGGUGGUACUCGGCCUUCCACAAUGUCACCGCCAUGGUGGGCGCGGGAGUGCUCAGCCUCCCCUACGCCAUGUCCGAGCUCGGCUGGGGCCCUGGCAUCGCGGUGCUGAUCAUCUCGUGGGUGAUCACGCUCUACACGCUGUGGCAGAUGGUGGAGAUGCACGAGAUGGUGCCCGGGAAGCGGUUCGACCGGUACCACGAGCUCGGGCAGCACGCCUUCGGCGACAAGCUGGGGCUCUGGAUCGUGGUGCCGCAGCAGCUGAUCGUGGAGGUGGGCGUGAACAUCGUGUACAUGGUCACCGGCGGGAGGUCGCUCAAGAAGUUCCACGACGUGAUCUGCGACGGCAAGUGCAAGGACAUCAAGCUCACCUUCUUCAUCAUGAUCUUCGCGUCCGUGCACUUCGUCCUCUCGCAGCUGCCCAACUUCAACUCCAUCUCCGGCGUGUCCCUGGCCGCCGCCGUCAUGUCGCUGUCCUACUCGACCAUCGCGUGGGGCGCGUCGGUGGACAAGGGCAAGAUGGUGAACGUGGACUACAACCUCCGCGCCACCACGACGCCGGGGAAGGUGUUCGGCUUCUUCGGGGCGCUGGGCGAGGUGGCGUUCGCGUACGCCGGCCACAACGUGGUGCUGGAGAUCCAGGCCACCAUCCCGUCCACGCCGGAGAAGCCGUCCAAGAAGCCCAUGUGGAAGGGCGUGGUGGUGGCCUACAUCGUCGUCGCGCUCUGCUACUUCCCCGUCGCCCUCAUCGGCUACUGGGCCUUCGGCAACAGCGUCGACGACAACAUCCUCAUCACCCUCAACAAGCCCACCUGGCUCAUCGCCAUGGCCAACAUGAUGGUUGUCAUCCAUGUCAUCGGAAGCUACCAGAUUUACGCGAUGCCGGUGUUCGACAUGAUCGAGACGGUGCUGGUGAAGAAGCUCAAGUUCCCUCCCGGCCUCACACUCCGCUUGAUUGCCCGGAGCCUCUAUGUUGCGUUCACCAUGUUCGUCGCCAUCACCUUCCCUUUCUUCGGUGGGCUGCUCGGCUUCUUCGGCGGGUUCGCCUUUGCGCCGACGACAUACUUCCUCCCCUGCGUCAUGUGGCUCGCCAUCUACAAGCCCAAAAGAUUCAGCCUCUCAUGGUUCACCAACUGGGUCUGCAUCGUCCUUGGGGUGUGCCUGAUGAUCCUGUCGCCAAUCGGAGGGCUCAGACAGAUCAUCUUGGAUUCCAAGACAUACAAAUUCUACUCAUAGACCACUUCUACGACGCAUUUUGUCUUGUGGAAACUGCCAAGAGAUCAUUUACGAUGUCUACUAUAAACUCUCUUGUCUUGCAAAGGAAAAAAGAAAAGAAGGGGAAGAUCAUAGCACCACGGACUGUUACAGAUGGGACGGUAGAUGCAUAUGGUCAGAGAAAACUUGGUUUAGUCAAAGCAAAAGGGUUGUGUUUGUGGUUAAUCAUGUGUACGUAAUAUAUAUGUUGUGUGGAUUUGACUCUGUGCUGUAGGAUCGACGAUCUUUUUUUCUGCUCAAACUUGCAUGGAUGAACAUGGCUUCGCUUUCGUGUGCA